Molecule: messenger RNA, 573 nt
Organism: Parnassius mnemosyne (clouded apollo)
Lineage: Eukaryota; Metazoa; Arthropoda; Insecta; Lepidoptera; Papilionidae
Source: the annotation of a GenBank genome assembly
AUGGGUCUAAAGAAAAAGAAGAAUGUUAUCAUUUUGACUGUGUGUGUGGUGGUGUCUUUUAUUUUAUACCAAUUAUACUUUUUCUUAACAAUUACGUCGGAGACCGUUAACGGUAACAGAAUAAUUCCAGUGUUAGAUCAUCAAAAAAUUAAAAACUCUAUUCAUUUAAGAUCAGAAGACGACAGAUUUAUAAAUGAAAAUGGUCUUAUAAGAGGAGUACACUAUUUACAUAUGCCGUUUUAUCGGCCAAAUUCCAACAAUGAAUUUGAAUGUAGAACUUCCAAGAUACGAAUACCGUUUGAGAGGUUAAACGAUGAUUUCUGUGAUUGUGAUGAUAGUACUGAUGAGCCAAGCACAAGUGCUUGCCCUAAUGGUACAUUCUUUUGUCAAUAUCAACAUAAAAAAUCUGUUUCUUUUCUCACUGUACCAUCAAGCAAAGUUAAUGAUGGAAUUUGUGACUGCUGUGAUGGAUCAGAUGAAUGGCUUCAUGAACCAAAUAAGAAACUUGUCAGUCAAGCGUCUUUAAAAAAUUACAGACAUUAUGUUUUAGAGUGCCCUAAUAUAUGUCAUUGA